Molecule: messenger RNA, 4387 nt
Organism: Nannospalax galili (Upper Galilee mountains blind mole rat)
Lineage: Eukaryota; Metazoa; Chordata; Mammalia; Rodentia; Spalacidae
Gene: Nlrp5
Product: NLR family pyrin domain containing 5
Biological process (GO): regulation of inflammatory response
Cellular component (GO): nucleus; cell cortex; subcortical maternal complex
Molecular function (GO): protein binding
Source: RefSeq, a predicted model, not a curated record
AUGACGGGGGAGUCAUGGCAGCAGGCAGCCAGAGCAGGAAGUGGAGAGAUUACAUCUCCAAACACCAACACAAAACAGAAGGAGAACUUGAAAUGGGCCACCCUUUUCACAGGUCCCUCUUGCUUCAUGUUACCAAAGAACCUGCCUCCCUACCAAAGCCUGAGUUUUCAGCCUUGCGUCAGGAUGGAAGACAGAUUACCCUGCCUCAUCAACUACCUGCUGCAGUUGUGUCUCAGGAAACUAGACAAGGAAGAACUCGGAAUGUUUAAGCAAUUACUAAAAGCUCAAUACUCAGACUUGACGUCAUGCAUUCUCCCGAGGACCCAAGUGGAAAAUGCCAGUGUGGAAUGCGUAGUCUCUCUCCUCCUUGAGUAUUACCUAGGACCUGUCUCUUGGGCAAUAGUCAUUUGCAUCUUUGAAGACAUGAAACUAUAUGUUAAUUUUACUGAAAGUAAAACUUCCUUCUUCUGCCCUCUCUUACCUGAUCAUGGAGGUGAUCAACAAGACUACAAAGCCCACAUGGUGGCUAAACUCAAGACCAGUGUGGAAGUCCACCAUGACAGCCCAGACAUUCAAAUACUGUUGGAUGCUUUUAAGCCAGACCAGAAGGGCUUCCAACCUCACACUGUCGUUCUGCAUGGAAAAUCAGGAAUCGGGAAGUCAGCUUUGGCCAGAAGGAUCGUGCUGGGCUGGGCACAGGGUGAACUCUACCAAGACAUGUUCUCCUACAUCAUCGUCCUCUCCACUAGAGAAAUGAAGUGGACAGAAGAAAGCAGUUUUGCAAAGUUGAUUGCCAGGGAGUGGCCAAACUCCCAGGCUCCAGUGGCACAGAUCAUGUCCCAACCUGAAAGACUCUUGUUUGUGGUGGAUAGUUUUGAUGAUCUGGACUCUACCACCAUACAUGAUGACACAAGGCUGUGUGGAGACUGGAAUAGAGAACAGCUUGUAUCCAUCCUGAUGUACAGCUUGCUGAAGAAGGCUCUGCUCCCUGAGUCCUUCCUCAUGAUCCUCACCAGAGACACAGGCUUAGAAAAGCUCAAGUCAGCAGUGGUGUCUCCCCAGUACAUAUUGGUCGAAGGAAUGUCCUGCAAGGAAAGGACGCAGCUACUCCUCUCACACAUCGCCAGUGACCAUCGAAAGGCACAAGUCUUCCAUUCAGUGAUGGACAACCACCAGCUGUUUGACCAGUGCCAGAUCCCUUCAGUGUGCUUGCUGGUCUGUGAGGCUCUGCAGCUGCAGGAGAGACUGGGAAGGAGCUGUGCCCCUUGUCACCAGACUCUUACAGGCUUGUACACCACUUUUGUGUUCCACCAGCUCACCCCGAGAGAUCCUUUCCAGAGCUGUCUGAGUCAGGAAGAGCGAGUCUCCCUGAUGGGUUUAUGCAGGAUGGCUGUAGAGGGGGUGUGGAACAUGAGGUCUGUGUUUUACAGUAAUGACCUGAGGUCCCACGGGCUAAAGGAAUCUGAGCUCCGCGCACUGUUUCACAUGAACAUCCUUCUCCAUGAGGACCGUGGUGAACGAUGCUUUACUUUCUUCCACCUCAGCCUACAGGACUUUUGUGCUGCCCUAUAUUAUGUUUUGGAAGGCCUGGAAAGAUGGGAUUACUACUUUCUGUUCAUUAAAAACCUACGGGGCAUCACGGAGCUGCAGCAAACGGGCUCCAACGCCCACCUCCUCAGGAUGAAGCAGUUCUUAUUUGGCCUCGUGAACAAAGACACAAUGAAGGCCUUAGAGCUUCUCCUUGGACGUCCUGUGUCCCCCGCCGUGAAGCAAAAGCUUUGGCGAUGGGUGUCCCUGCUGGGUCAGCAGGUCAACACCACCUCCACCCAGGUGGAUGUGUUGAACGCCUUCCACUAUCUGUAUGAGACUCAGGAUAAAGAGUUUGUUAGCUUGUCUCUGAACAGCUUCCAGGAAGUGUGGCUUACGGUUAGCCGGAGAAUGGACUUGAUGGUAUCUUCUUUCUGUCUCCAACACUGUCAGAAUUUGCGCAAAAUCCGGGUGGAUGUCAAAGACAUCUUCUCAGUGGAUAAGACUGCCGAACUGUGCCCCAUGGCUCCCCAGAGGACAGAACGGAAAGCCCUCAUUGUUGAAUGGUGGGAAAAUUUCUGCUCCGUGCUGGGCAGCCACCCGAACUUGGAGCAGCUGCACUUGGGCAGCAGCAUCCUGAGUGAGUGGGCUAUGAAGACUCUAUGCAUCCAACUGAGACACCCAGCCUGUAAAAUACAGAACCUGACGUUUAAAAGUGCAGAGGUGGCCCCCGGCCUGCAGUAUCUCUGGAUGACCCUCAUUAGCAAUCGUAACUUAAAAUACCUCAACCUGGGGAGCACACUCCUGAGGGAAGAGGAUGUUAAGAUGGCCUGUAACGCCCUGAGACAUCCAAAGUGCUUCCUGGAGACUCUGAGAUUGGACUCCUGUGAACUAAGUAACACCUGUUAUCCGAUGGUGUCCCAGCUCCUUAAUUCAUCCACCAGCCUAAAAUCUCUUAGCCUGGCAAGAAAUAAGGUGGCCGAGGACAGCAUGAAGUCCCUCUGUGAUGCCCUGAUGAGCUCUAAGUGUGGCCUGCAGAGGCUAAUACUGGACAGCUGUGACCUCAAAUCUGCCAGCUUCCACGUGCUAUCUUCAGCCCUCCUCAGCAACCGGAAGUUGACACACCUAUGCCUGUCGAACAAUGACUUAGGGACGGAAGAGAUGAGGCUGCUGUGUCAGUCCUUGAGACACCCAGGAUGCACUCUCCAGCGACUGAUACUGAAUGACUGCAACCUCAGGGGACAGGCCUAUGGUUUCCUCGCAUUGACGCUUAUGAACAACACACAGCUGACUCAUCUGAGCCUGACUAUGAAUCCUGUGGAGGACAGUGGUAUGAAGCUUCUGUGUGAGGCCAUCAGGGAACCAACUUGUCACCUCCAAGACCUAGAACUGGUGCAUUGCCAGCUCACGGGGAACUGCUGCAAGGACCUAGCCUGUGUGAUCACACGGAACAAAUACCUGAGGAGCUUGGAUCUUGGUGCCAAUGCUCUGGGUGACAGCGGAGUUGUGGCUCUGUGUGAGGGUCUGAAGCAAAGGGACAGUCAUCUGAGGAGACUCGGGUUGGAGGCGUGCAGGUUGACUUCCGACUGCUGCCAGGAACUGUCAUCAGCCCUCUCCUGUAACCAGCACCUGAUCAGCCUAAACUUGGUGCGGAAUGACUUCAGCACAUCAGGAAUGAUGAAACUGUGUUCUGCCUUCAUGCACCCCACGUCUAACCUGUGGAUGAUUGGCCUGUGGAAGAAAGAGUAUCAUGCCCAGGUGAGAAGACAGUUGGAGGAGCUGCAGCUUCUCAAGCCACACAUGAUGAUCAAAGGUGACUGGUAUUCCUUUGAUGAGGAUGACCGGUGUUGGUGGAAAAACUGAAGUCGUGAAGCUGCUCCCCUUUGACACCAAAGCUCCCGUUAUCUGUGGAAAUGUCUGCCCCACCUCAGAGCGUGUAACAGACAGGACUAAAAUAAACACUUAGCAUUUGGAAAAGCACCCAGUGGUUAUGUUCACCAGUGGGGAUAUGAUUUAAGAGCAGAGGUAAGGGGACUUGGAGAUGGCCGAGUUGGUAAGGUACUUGCCGUGCAAACAUGAAGGCCAUAGUUUGAGGCACAGAAUCCAUGUAAAAACUGGGCAUGGUGGCAUCUGCUUGUAAUGUAAUACCCUCAGAGAGUGCCACGCAGUUUGGGGUCAAAUCAGGAGUCCUUUAUUAGCUGGAAGUCAGGGGUCUAAUGCUCAAAAGACCUUUGGACCCUGAGGAGAAGCAGGGCAGGGUUUAUACAGCUUAAAACCACAAUUACAUCAUGCCAGGGGCAAAGCCAAUCACCAUAGUUACAUCAGAUCACCAUAGAUACAUCAGACCAGGGGCAAUUCAGUUAACAAAGAGGUUUUCAGUUAACAAAAAGUUUUGGUUAGGCUGGGAGGGAGGACGUGCUCCCUGGACUUGCUCCUGGCUACUUGUACGUUUCCCAGUAUUGUAGAAACAAUGCGCUCCCUGAACCUGCCUGCAUGAGACGUUCUGCCUGGCAGGCUGCAGUGGGAAAGACUGGACAAACGCACAGGGCAAAGCAAAAAUCAGAACAAGACAGAAUUAGUUUUGCCGUGUCAGUAAUACCUGCACUGGGAAGGCAGGAAGGUCUUACUUUCUCCUUGCGGUAAUAAAACACUCUGACAAAAGUAACGGAAAGGAGACAGGGUUUGGGCUCACAGAUCAGAAGGAACAUAGUCCACCAUGGCAGAAAAAACAUGGUGUCAGGAGCAGGAGACUGAUGGAUCACAUCACAUCCUUGGGAAACAGAGGGAUGAAUGUGUGCUGUUCAUUUCCCUUUCUUGGUUCAUACAGUCCAGGACCCCGGCCGGGGAUGGUUGCACCCAC